This is a messenger RNA of Diprion similis, 3376 nucleotides long. RefSeq lists its product as uncharacterized. The record is from RefSeq and is a predicted model, not a curated record. NCBI's taxonomy places the organism in Eukaryota, Metazoa, Arthropoda, Insecta, Hymenoptera, Diprionidae. Bases 285 to 2948 code for a protein of 887 amino acids. The transcript has 4 exons.
GCUGGCUGCACUGUAUGAGCUGAAGUUGCUUACUUCAGAGCGCAAAGACAUGCUCGAGGCUGUUUGAACGAUGAGCGAGGUUAAGUUUGGUUAGAAAUUUUUCCUGGGGAAGCUGUCACUCUCGCGUAAAUGAUAAAUUUGAAUUGUUUGUAUCUAAUAAAUUAUGAAUGCUAGAUCUAUAAUCUAUAAUGAAUACGUGAAGAAAUAUAAUUCUCUUGCCAAUUGUGAUGUUAAGGCAUAUUUCGUGAUAAUAAAGUCGGUAAUCGUACGUGUAAGUUGAAGAGAUGAAUUUGGGUUACACGAACCAUUGGGUGCCAGUUGAAAAUACGGUUUACGAAAGGCUAGUGGAUAAUUCAUUAUUACACACAUUGACAUUGGAUAAGAAAAUCCUCAAGCAAACAAAAAUCCUGAAUUCUAAGUUGAAGAGAAGACGAAAUCUACGCGAGUACAAACAGUUCGUGUUCUUCAAGAGAAAAUCCGUUGAAGAGUUCAAGGAUAGCCAGGCUGAAACGGAUGAUGAAUCAGGUCUAGAUCAUGAAUCUUAUAAAAAAAUACACACUGAAAUAUCGCGACGUCAAUUACGCACAUUCCUUAAGUCGUGCGUGCGGAAACCACCAUCACACACGAAGAAAAAGUCUCCACAAGUCACCUCAAAAUUACGAAAUAAAUCUUCAUCGCACUCAAAAUCUUCCAGAUCUCGUUCAGCAGCAGAAGUUAGAAGUUAUUCGGGAGAAAAUAUUUGCAAGUAUCUGCUUCCAUCUCGACGAAAAGUACCAACAAUUGAAUGCAAAGCAGAAUCACCGAGCCAAGAAAUAAUUUCUUUUCCAAUUAAUAGCAAUAUCAAUGAAGACAAUGUUCAAACAGGUGAUGAUGCACUGAAGAAAGUUGAAGAUAAUAAAGCUACCAGUCUCCAGAUCGGAACUGUUGAUAGCAUCAGGUUGGAUUCCAAAUGCGAACUACCCGUAAUCUACGACAACACAGCAGUAAAUUCUCUGAAAUUCAAUAAUAAUUCUCACAAGUCUGAUAAUCGGGAGCCAGACAAGCAUGAAAUGAAUACCACUGUUGAAGAUAAUGUAAAAACAUCAAGGACAGCUUCAAAAUGCCUAAACAAUUCGAAAAUGGGUAUUUCAGCACUUCCAGUAGAUACUUUUGCAAUGAAUGGAGAGAAGAUUAAAGAGAACAUCGAUGUUAAUCUCAAAAGUGAUAUUGACAAACCCGCUGACAAUCUGGACCGAGAUUCUGGUAAUAAUAGCUUUUCUGAUACCGAUGUGUUAGAUGAUCAGUACAGAAUAAGACCUAAAAAUAGCAUUCCUGAAGAUGGCUGUAAUGAUGGGACAACCACCGAUGAAGAGAUUUCAAAUAAAACUCAAGAGAAAAUUGUUACAAUCAAACCUGAUGAGGCCACAAAUGCUGCCAUCUUAUGCGAAGACUUGAAUACUUCGCAGUCAGAAUUACAAUGUGAGAUUCCUUUCAAAAAUGAAAAACUACCUGAUAGCAACUUGGAUAAUGAGACAAGCCUAGGGCUCGGACUCAGCGAAAACCAAGAUGAGAAUUUAAAAGAUGAAUUUCAUAUCGAGAGCAUCCCAAAGAAUGGUAGAAAUAAGUCGAAAAUAUUAGCAAUUGACCAUUAUAAAAAAGGAUAUGAAUCUUUUAAUGAGUGUCACUCUAGAAAAUUGACUAAACUUCGGACCAUAAGUGACUCUGACUGUGCGAUAUCGAAACACGUGAACAAGUUUGUCGAAACUGUAUCACCUUCAGAAUAUGAGGAACCAUUGAAUUCGUUGGUGGAUACUGAGGAUUGCUCCAAUAUAUUGACGUCUACUCGACAGAAUGUGAACAAAUUUAGAGAAAGCCAAUUAAUAUCAGCAGACGAAGACCAAUCACAAAGUGAUGCUUUCUCUGAGAGGUGUGCAUCAUCGGAAAUUCAGUCACAAAGGUUAAAUCGAUCAUUGAAUAACAGCAUUUCGUCCUGUUUUAAUAGAUCAUAUGAUGAGGAUGUAAAAAAUACUGUUAAACAGCAAUUACUUUCGGAGAUCAAAAACAGAUUGAUGGAUAAUCAACACAAUGUUAAGAAUAAAUCAGUAUCACCAAGUGAAGAAUUAUUUUCCGCUUCCAGUCAAAGACGAAAGAACAUCAACGAAUCAACCAAUGAACCAUUCAAAACUAGGAAUGCACAGUCGUCAAAUGCCGAUGAUUCUGUUAAAGAAUAUAAUUCAUUGAAAGUUAUUUCACAGAAUACGAACAAGCGUUCAGUUCUCGGAGAGGGCUUGCUUUCUUCUAAGUCUAAACGUGCCAAAAGACGAAUUGUAAACAGUGAUACAGAUCAUAAUCUCUCCGUAAAUUCAUCUUGUGCAAGCAAACAACCCCGACAAUGUACUAAUGAGCAAUAUGGAAUUAUUCCGCAUGAGCACGAAACUCCAGGAGAUUCUUCGAACCAAUUGCAAUCCGACAAAAGUAAAGAAAUUGCGCACUCAACGAAAAAAAGGCACAGGCCACGAAAUUUACAAGAAUUUGCUGACAUAGAAGCUGUGGAACAGGAUACAACAAAGGCUUACUUCCGAUUGAAGGACAUCAGCGACGAUGAUGAAAUUUGGAUUAUGGAUGUUCCAAAUAUGAUCAAUCCAAAAGAUCUUGAAAGUCAAACUAUCCUACUUGGAGGGAAGAGUGUUUUGAAAUUCGGAGAUGACUGCUACAAAGUUUCAAGCAAACCUAGCAAGGGGGUUUGCAAUCUGUCCUGUGUUUUGACCACAAGCAAGCGGAAAAACGACUAUAAAAUCCUUAAUAUCCGAUCUAAAGGCCAUAUGAAGUUUCGUCAGAAGAUCUCAGUUAUGUCUGAUUCGAACUUAGUUCCUUCCGAACUGCCUUCUCCAAAAACAGCUGUUCCGUUUCCGAAAAAUUUGAAGAUAAGACAUCCACUUUUCGGUGCAACUUAUGAAGAUAAAACCUGAUGAGUACCAAAAACAAAAACUAUACAGAUUAAAUUUACAAAGUACAUUUUUAAUAUGUUUACCAAAAUUUUAUUUGCAUCCGGGUUUUUUCCAAUUUGCUGGUACAUUAUUGUGUAAUAUAUGUACAUAUACAUAUUUUUUUAUUGUAAUAAAUUGAAGAUCACAUUUUAAUUCGGUAUUUUGGAACUAAAAUAUUAUGAAAGUUUAUACAGGAAAAAAGGUGAAUAUCGUUAUUUAGAUUGACAAUGAGUGUUUAUUUAAAUCUACUGGAUUAAACGGUUUAGGUUUGAUGUACUAGAAAAUUGGAUACAAAUAUUGGCAUUGUUUACAUUGAUACUCAGAAUAUGUCAAAACUAAAAUUGUUUACAUCAUACUUCAGAAAAUCACCACUGAAACAUUGGAUUACGAAAUUACAGAUCUUAUUGUCU